GCGCACGCACACACAUGUCGUAGUCCACUCCACGUCCGCUCUCGGAAUAGACGUCGACAUUUUCAGUUUUUAUGAAUUUGUGAUUCGUGUCACUUAAUAAUUAUUUUAGUCAAAAAUGGAACCACAUUGGCAUGAACCAAAAUGAUCAGCUUGGGAAGGCUGAACUAGGUUAGAAGCCAAACGUUGACCAGAAUAGUUGCAACUAUUGAGGUUAGACUUGGACAGUCCCAUUCUUCAUCGCAAUGUAUACUUUAUUAUCUGGGUUAUAUAAAUACAUGUUUCAAAAGGACGAAUACUGCAUUUUAAUCCUUGGAUUGGAUAACGCUGGAAAAACGGGAUCAAAAAUGCCUCAUCUCCGUAGGGGUCUGACUUAUUCUGGAAAAGACCCCGCAGAUAUCAGUCAGAUUCACAGAUAAGGUUCUUCGUGGGAGGAGGAGGGGGCCCUUUGCAUCUUAGUGGACGGUGGUUUCAGGCGAGGGGGAUGGGAGGAAGAUCUUGGCAUGGUGUGCGUUGGAUUCCAAUAUUGACAAUCGUCUUCAUCCUGUCCGUCACACCUAGCAGAGAAUUUAGGCUAGUAGAGAAUUGUUUAGAAGACCCAGAUGAAUCUGUCUGCGCCUCAUGUCACCUUAUCUCCUGUUCCUCUGAUUGUUUGGGAACAACUGCAUCACCAAGACCUUUUUGGAACAAACCAAAACAAAGUUCAGCAAGAACUAUAAGGGAAUGAAUUUGUCCAAGAUCACAAGUACAGUUGGACUGAACAUUGGAACUAUUGAUGUGGGCAAGGCUCGUCUAAUGUUCUGGGAUCUGGGAGGCCAAGAGGAGCUUCAGUCUCUUUGGGACAAAUACUACGCAGAGUCCCAUGGAGUUAUCUAUGUGAUAGACUCAACUGAUGAAGAACGACUUUCAGAAUCAAAGGAAGCCUUCGAGAAAAUGAUCAGCAGUGAUGUGUUAGAAGGCGUCCCGCUCCUGGUGCUGGCCAACAAACAGGACAUAUUGAACUGUUUGUCCGUGCCAGAUAUUAAAACAGCCUUCAGUGACUGUGCACCAAAGAUUGGCAAACGAGAUUGUUUAGUCCAGCCGUGUACUGCUCUCACGGGGGAUGGAGUGAAUGAAGGCAUCGAGUGGAUGGUGAAGUGUGUGAUCAGGAACAUUCACCGGCCGCCCAGGCAGAAGGACAUCACAUAGAAGGCCAUCUCGUCUCUUUACUCGGAUCUUGGACUUUAUCAUCAAGGACAUUCCUAACAAAUCUUGGAGCUGAAAACUCUCCCCUCGUGUGUCUGCUGUGACUUUGAGCAGCUUGAUUAUUUUCUGGUUUAGGAAUUAAGGACAGAGUAUCUCUGACUGGUACAAGGAUUCUAAACUGUUGUAUGGACUGUCUUUGCCCACAUUUGAUCGCUUUUGUAAGCUGCUGCUGCUGCUUCUUCUUGUAAACAUUCCUAACUGCCUAUUGUCAUAUCAGAAUGAGCCACUGUCUCAACAGACUGAACGAGAGCUGAAGAUGGCUUGCUCUCUUUGACGAUGCAACGUAAAAAAAAAUAAAAAAAAAAAAACGUUUUUUUGUUUGUUUGUUUCCUGAAAAGUGAGAUUUGGAGAUUUACCCAACGACAAGCCAGCGACAUGUUAAUUUAAAAAAAUAAAUAAAAUGAAAAAGGGGUAAUUGCGAUGUUUUUGUAUUUUGCUUCAACUUGAGGAAUGAAUACCUGCAACGUUUUAAAAUGGGUAAUUAUGUCGAAUUGUAUAAACAUGUUCAAAUGUAAAGAUCUCUCAGCAGUCUUGUUAUCACGUCUCCCACAUUUUUUUCUGCCCCACUCUGUCAGGAGGAAAAUAGUUGCACAAAACCACUGAGCACAUGUUUGUUUGGAUGUGGAACACUUAUUUCAUUUUGUUGCCCUGCACAUUGUAUUUGCCUUUGCUUUGGCAGUUGGAGUUAAGUGUGAACAUGAAUAAAACAAACACCAUGCAGUUUGUCUGGUGUCAUGAAAAUAAAAAAUCUUCUGUCAUGUAAGAUGAA
Molecule: messenger RNA, 2011 nt
Organism: Phyllopteryx taeniolatus (common seadragon)
Lineage: Eukaryota; Metazoa; Chordata; Actinopteri; Syngnathiformes; Syngnathidae
Gene: arfrp1
Product: ADP-ribosylation factor related protein 1
Exons: 9
Coding region: 721-1185 (154 amino acids)
Biological process (GO): Golgi to plasma membrane protein transport; protein localization to organelle; intracellular protein transport
Cellular component (GO): Golgi apparatus
Molecular function (GO): GTP binding; GTPase activity
Source: RefSeq, a predicted model, not a curated record